AAGAAAAUUUUAAGCAUUGCUUCUUCGCUACGUACACAGACUCUCUAAAUCAGUAUUUGCUGUUCUCCCAGCAACUCAAAGCUUAUCUACCACAAAUGGCUGGCCUUCACCUUUACCUCACCCCCAUUUUAAAUGCCACCAUAACUAAGUUGAUUUCGACUGCUGCUGAUCAAAUCAACCUUGUGGUGAGUUGGAAGAAGGAGCUUGCAGGGCUUCAGGGCAGACUAAUCGUGAUCCGGGCUUUCUUGCAAGAUGCCGAGGAAAGACAAGUGAGAGACCGUGCGGUCAAGAUGUGGCUUGAGAAGCUUAAAGAUGUGGUUGCUGAUGCUGAUGAUGUGUUGGACGAGGUUGCCUAUGAAUCUUUGAAGCAGAAGAUUGAAAUUCGAAACCAAAUGAAGAGAAAGGUUCGCUACUUCUUUUCUCUAUCAAACCCCCUGAUAUUUCAAAGAAAGGUGGCUAAGAAGAUUAAAAAUAUUAUUACAACUGUGGAUGGUAUUCACAGAGAGGCCCAAGGGUUUGGACUUCAAUUCAGACCUCUUGGCCCAAAUCCUGAAUGCAGAAGAAGAAGCCCACAAACUCACUCUUUUUGUGAUGUGUCACACACUGUGGGGAGAGAUGAUGAUGUCUCUAGAGUAGUGGAGUUGCUGACGGACAGUACCAACCAAUUACCUCUGUGUGUCAUAUCAAUUGUAGGUAUGGGAGGUCUCGGCAAAACCACUUUAGCACAAUUUGUUUGCAAUAAUGAAAGCAUCAAAAAAUAUUUUGCUAAGGUAAUGUGGGUUUGUGUGUCUGAAAAUUUUGAUGUAGAAAGGAUUUUAAAGGAGAUGUUUGAGUCUAUAACUGGAAAUGCUUGUGAAGAUAUUAGAAAUAUGGACACUUUACUUCAAAAGUUACAAAAGAUGCUGAUAGGAAAAAACUAUCUUCUCAUAUUAGAUGACUUAUGGAACUUGGAAAGGCAAAAGUGGGAAGAAUUGAGGAGGGGUCUGUUGGGAAUAGGUAUCAUUUCAGGGAGUCGGAUUGUUGUGACUACUAGAGAUGAUAAGGUAGCAUCAACAAUGGGAACACUUCCUGAACACAAGCAUCGUCUCAAAGGGCUAGAGAAUGAUGAAUGCUUGUCUAUAAUCAUUCAAAGGGCAUUUGGAAACUCUCCAAUACCUUCAGAUCUGAAAGCAAUUGCAAGGAAAAUUGCUAAAAAAUGUAAAGGUGUGCCAUUGGUUGCGAAUGUCAUUGGGGGGAGUCUGUGUAAUACUAGGAACAGAGAUGAGUGGUUGUCACUUGAAAGUUCAUGGGGAUUAUUAAAUGAGGAUGAUGGGAUCUUACCUAUCUUAAGAUUAAGUUUUGAUAGAUUGCCUGAACCAGUUAUGAAGCAAUGUUUUGCUUUCUGUUCUAUCUUUCCUAAAGAUUUUGUUAUUGAUAGAAAGAUGUUAAUUGAGCUUUGGAUGGCUGAAGGGUUUCUUCAGUCACCUGAAGGAAGCUUAAUGUCCAUGGAGGAUACUGGUGACAAGUAUUUCAAUAACUUGUUAUCGUAUUCCCUAUUUCAACAUGUGAAGAGGGAUGAUUGUGGGAGUAUUAAAUCUUGCAAAAUGCAUGAUUUAAUUCAUGAUCUUGCUCAAUCUAUUUCAAAACAUGAGACAGUGAUUUUAGAGACUCUUUUUGAGAGCAACAUAUCUAAUAGUAUUCGGCAUUUGAAUCUUUAUGGUCGAGGAGAGGUGCCUACAAAUUUUGGACGUGUUGCUAAAAGGCUACAGACUUUGUUCUUACAGCAAGCUUCCUUUGGUUGGCCAGCAGAUCUUAAAAGGUUACGAGUUCUUAGUCUCUGUGAUUCUUAUAUUGAACCAUCAUCAUUAUGCUUUGAAAACAUGAAGAGUUUGAGGUACUUGGAUAUUUCAAGAACUCGAAUAAAGGAGCUACCCAAGUCCAUCAACAAGUUGUAUAAUUUGCAAACCUUUAGAUACUUGAGGUGCAGGUCUCUGAAAAUGACUCGAGAAGGAAUAGAAAAUUUGAUUAGCUUGAGGCACAUUUACUUCGAUGAUAAAAAGCUCAUGCCUGCAAACAUUGGGAGGCUGACCAAUCUCCAAACAUUGGAAAUUUUCAGUGUGGGUACAACAAAGGGACACAAGAUUGAAGAAUUGGGAAGUUUAAGCAAACUUAGAGGAAGAUUAAAGAUUUAUAAUCUACAGCUUGUUAAAGAUAAAUCAGAAGCAGAGGGAGCAAAAUUACAUGAAAAGGCAGUUGAUGUGUUGAAGUUAACAUGGGAUUACAAGAGAGAAUUAGAAGGCAAUCAUGAUGAUGAAGACGUUUUGGAAGGCCUUCAACCUCACUCCGGUCUUCAAAGAUUAAGGAUUGAAGGUUAUGGAGGUAAAAACUUGCCAUCAUGGAUGUUGAAAAGCAGUGAAUUGUUCUCAGUCAAUAAUUUCAAUCUGGAGGAGCUGAGUAUCUUCGGUUGCUCCAAGCUGUAUUGCAUUCCACCACUGGACAGGCUUUCAUCUAUUCAGCUACUUCAAAUCGAUCACUGCCUUGAAUUAACUAGUAUAGCUGAUGGAGCAUUUGCAAGCACGUCCCUUGAAGAAUUAGUCAUAAAAAGCUGUCCCAAGUUGCAAAGUGUUCCAGAGAGUGGAUUAUCAUCGCUUAGGAAACUCCAUAUUUGGAAUUGUGCGAUGUUGAGAAGCAUAGGAAAUAGUCUGUCAUCCGCCAAAUGCCUCAAAGAGUUAUAUCUGGGUGAUUGUUGGAAUCUGAGUUUCAUUCCAAAUUUGGAUGGCCUCGCCUCUCUUCACAUAUUUCGUGUUUCCAGAUGUCAUGAAUUAGAAUUUCUUCCAACUGGGCUGUCAUCCUGCUCUUCUCUUGAGAAAAUGGAGAUAGCGUUCUGCGAUAAUCUGGUCUCUAUUCCAAAAGAGUUGAAGAAUUUGCGUUCAUUGCUUGAUUUAUGUAUUGCAGACUGCCCAAAAUUAAAUAGAUUUCCAAGGAAGAGUUUAGGCCACCUUACUCGCUUGAAGAGAUUAGAUAUUGGUGGUUUCUCGAAGGAGCUGGAACAGUUCCCAGGUCUGAGUUCCAUCUUCCACCUCUACGCAUCCCUUGAAGAGUUGACUUUGAGGGGUUGGGACAAACUAACCGAGCUACCGCAUCAAAUUCAACACCUUGCUGCUCUAAGGAAACUGGAUAUUCAAGGAUUCAAUAAAUUGGAAGCAUUACCGGAGUGGUUAGGGAACUUGUCCUCUCUUGAACGUCUGGAGAUCACAAAUUCCAAGAGUUUGAAAUAUUUGCCUUCUGCGGAAGCUAUUCAACGCCUCUCCAAAUUGAAAGAGCUUAAAAUUCAUUGUUGCCCUGGGCUAGAGCAAAGUUGCGCUAGCGAAACCGGUCCAGAAUGGUACAAGAUUUCUCACAUACCAAAAAGAAGACCACCCUUUCCAAAGAGGCAAGAAGAGGUAUGCUUCGUUUUCUCAAAUCAUAGCUGCAAUAAAUUUUGAAUUCCCUACCCUUCCCUCAAAUGAAGUUAAUGUUUGUGUGUCAAAAUAAAAAACACUCGUUCCGUUUUCAUGUUUUUCAAUAUUGUCAAUUCAGGGAACAACCAAAACCAAAUUUAUAAACAAAUUUCCAUUGU
This is a messenger RNA of Rubroshorea leprosula, 3598 nucleotides long. The record is from the annotation of a GenBank genome assembly. NCBI's taxonomy places the organism in Eukaryota, Viridiplantae, Streptophyta, Magnoliopsida, Malvales, Dipterocarpaceae.